Chiloscyllium plagiosum (whitespotted bambooshark) is the source of this 2208-nucleotide messenger RNA. It is a transcript of the gene sgsh, whose product is annotated as N-sulfoglucosamine sulfohydrolase (sulfamidase). Gene Ontology annotation, biological process: heparan sulfate proteoglycan catabolic process; glycosaminoglycan catabolic process. Gene Ontology annotation, molecular function: N-sulfoglucosamine sulfohydrolase activity. The record is from RefSeq and is a predicted model, not a curated record. Lineage: Eukaryota; Metazoa; Chordata; Chondrichthyes; Orectolobiformes; Hemiscylliidae.
AGAGGGGAUCGCUGGCUCGGUUUCAUGACAUUGAUUCGAUUUAGUUUUAUUGAGUUAGCGCUUCAGUCACGGUUUGGUGUCAGUGAAUAAUCGGGGAAUUGUCCCGGGGCUGCAUGGCCAGCCAGUUUGUCACUUGUGUUUGAAGUUUCUGGGUGUUGGAGGGGAAGGGAAGCAUGUUCUCAGCUGUUUCAGGGGUCCCUGUCUGGGGCUUGCUGCUUUUAGGAAUCGGUCAUUCAUGGGCUCAGCAGAGGAACAGGAAUGUGCUUCUUAUCAUCGCGGAUGAUGCCGGCUUUGAGACUGAGGUGUAUAACAAUACAGCGAUCCGGACCCCACACCUCAACCAGCUCGCCAAACGCAGCGUCAUCUUCCGAAACGCCUUCUCAUCCGUCAGCAGCUGCUCCCCCAGCCGCUCUGCUAUCUUAACCGGGUUGCCUCAGCAUCAGAAUGGGAUGUAUGGACUGCACCAGUCCGUUCACCACUUCAACUCCUUCGACUCCGUCAGAAGUUUACCGUUGCUGCUCCGUCAGUCUCACAUCAAGACAGGAAUAAUUGGGAAGAAGCACGUUGGUCCGGAUUCAGUCUAUCCCUUUGAUUACUCGGAGACUGAGGAGAACCACUCGAUCCUGCAGGUCGGGAGGAACAUCACCAAAAUCAAACUGCUGGUGCGGCAAUUCCUGCACACCGCGGCCGACAGGCCGUUCUUCCUCUAUGUGGCUUUCCAUGAUCCUCACCGCUGUGGCCAUUCACACCCGGAGUAUGGGCCGUUCUGUGAGAAGUUUGGCAACGGGGAGAGUGGGAUGGGCCGAAUUCCGGACUGGCAGCCGCAACGUUACACACCGGACCAGGUCAAGGUGCCCCCCUUUGUACCGGACACACCAGCUUCCCGCAUUGAUCUGGCAGCCCAGUACACCACCAUCAGUCGUCUAGACCAAGGUAUUGGGCUGGUGCUGAAGGAGCUGAGAGAGGCUGGACGUGCCAACAACACACUGGUGAUCUACAGCUCCGAUAACGGCAUUCCCUUCCCGAACGGAAGGACCAACCUGUACCGGGCAGGAAUUGCCGAACCGAUGUUGGUGCAUUCACCGGAACACACAGGGCGCUGGGGUCAAGUCAGCCAAUCAUACGUCAGCCUGCUGGAUAUAACUCCGACUGUUCUAGACUGGUUCUCCAUCCCCUAUCCAGCAUACAGCCUGUUUGGGAAGGAUCUGGUUGUACAGCUGACAGGCCGGUCCCUGCUGCCUGCCCUUGAUGCGGAACAGCCGUGGUCCACCGUCUUUGCCAGUCAGAGUCACCACGAGAUCACCAUGUAUUACCCGAUGAGAGCCAUGCACCACCAUCAGUACCGGCUCAUCCACAACAUGCAUUUCAAGAUGCCUUUCCCCAUCGACCAAGAUUUCUACCUCUCGCCAACCUUCCAGGACCUCUUGAACAGGACAGAGUCUGGUCUCCCGACGCACUGGGAGAAAUCCCUGCGGGAAUACUACUACAGGGAGCGUUGGGAGCUGUUCGAUACCCAACAGGACCCUUUGGAAACCCGCAACCUGGCGUCAGAUCCGAGCUACACAGACCUCCUGGAGACUAUGAAGGGACACCUGAGGAAGUGGCAGUGGGUGACCUCUGACCCUUGGGUAUGUGCCCCAGAUGGUGUGCUGGAGGACCAGGGGCCGUACAAACUGCAUCCUGAGUGCAGGCCUCUGUACAACGAUCUGUAACGUGCACGAGAGAGCUACGGGGGCUAAAGAGGGUUUUACACUCGGGUGCUGCUGAGAAAGAAGAGAUUGAUUUCAAAGCCUCUCACCUGGGAGUGAUCAGGACACACACACAAGAAUGCAAAAUUUCAAUUUCUAGCACGUUAGGAAAAAGUACUGACUGGUUGGCAACUCAACUGUUUGGCGGAAGGAUUUCCGUGGGGGCUGCCCUAGGGAACUGCUGGUCCUCAGGUUUUUCAUUAAUUCAAAAAAACGCACCAUGACUGGACGUAUUCCUUUAGCCUGCAGAGGAUGGGUUCCUCCUGAUGGUCUCAUUGAGAGGCUUCCUAAAGAACUUAAAUUGGUUUUUACUGUUUUUCUUAGCAUGCUCGGGGUUCUUCAACAGGUGCUAUCUGGGGUUUGGCAUCUCGCGUUAGACAUUAUAUUACAUUACAUUACAUUACAUUACAGUGUGGAAACAGGCCCUUCGGCCCAACAAGUCCACACCGACCCGCCGAAG